Nymphalis io (European peacock) is the source of this 637-nucleotide messenger RNA. Its product is annotated as cuticle protein 19-like. Gene Ontology annotation, cellular component: extracellular matrix. The coding region runs from base 1 to 618 and encodes 205 amino acids. The record is from RefSeq and is a predicted model, not a curated record. Lineage: Eukaryota; Metazoa; Arthropoda; Insecta; Lepidoptera; Nymphalidae. The transcript has 3 exons.
AUGUUCUCUAAAAUUUUUGCUUUGAGCGCUGUGUUGGCGGUGGCUGCAGCAGGUCUCUUGCCAGAACCUCACUAUUCAUCAGCAGCUGCUGUUUCGUCACAAAGCAUUGUCCGUCAUGAGCAGAAUCAUGCCAUCGCUGCUGCCCCAAUUGCAUACCAUGCAGCACCUGUAGCCUACCACGCUGCACCAGUAGCAUAUCACACGACACCUGUAGCAUCUGUAGCCCACUACGCUGCUGCACCUGUAGCCCACUACGCUGCUGCACCUGUGGCUCACUACGCUGCUGCACCUGUAGCUCACUACGCUGCUGCUCCUGUUGCUCACUACGCUGCCCCCGCACACAGAAUCGUAUCUGCCCAUGAGGAGGAAUACGCUCACCCCAAAUACGACUUCUCAUACUCCGUAGCCGACGGUCACACCGGCGACAAUAAGUCUCAGCACGAGAGCCGCGACGGUGACGCUGUGCACGGCGAGUACUCUCUGCUCGAAGCUGACGGCUCAGUGCGCACAGUCCAAUACACCGCCGAUGCACACAACGGUUUCAACGCUGUGGUCAGCAACUCUGCCCCCACCAAACACGCUGCACCCGCUCAAGGACAUAUUCUAGCCCAUCACUAAUAUUAUAUAAUUAUCGAGG